This is a messenger RNA of Apis laboriosa (Himalayan honeybee), 532 nucleotides long. RefSeq names its product acylphosphatase-1-like. Lineage: Eukaryota; Metazoa; Arthropoda; Insecta; Hymenoptera; Apidae. Gene Ontology annotation, molecular function: acylphosphatase activity. The record is from RefSeq and is a predicted model, not a curated record. Bases 147 to 437 code for a protein of 96 amino acids. The transcript has 4 exons.
UUCACAAAUCAACAUACGCACAUUCAGAUUUUUUUCCAAAUAAUGAUUGAAUGUUAACGAAGAUAUAUCUUGAGAUUAUUGUUUUCUAUUUUCUCGUUUUCAUUACAACAUAAUUAUUGAUAACAUCUCAAAAUAUCAAUACAAUAAUGGUACAAUUAAUCGGUGUUGACUUCGAAAUAUUUGGAAGAGUACAAGGUGUAUUCUUCAGAAAGUAUACUCAAAAACAUGGUAACGAGUUAGGUUUAAAAGGUUGGUGUAUGAAUACUGAUAAAGGCACAGUUAUAGGUCACCUCGAAGGAGAAAAAAACAAAAUAGAGGAAAUGAAAAAUUGGUUACGAUAUACAGGAAGUCCGCAAUCAGCUAUAGAUAAAGCGGAAUUUCGUAAUGAGAAAGAGAUAAGUAAACUCUCGUUUAAUAAUUUUGAAAUUAAAAAAUAGUUUUUCAUUCAUAAUUUCAAGUGAAAUUAUUGAGUUGUUUUUUCUUUAAUAUUAUAAUUUAUAUAAAAUUAUAAAGGAUAUGUAUAUGAUGUGUU